UUUCAUUUUUAAAUGUAAAAGCCUCACCUGCAGUGUUACACCUUGACUUUGAUGUAGUGAGUGAGAUAACUUGUUCACGUGUCGACAUUUACAACUAUUAACUCUUAAUUUACUGUUUGUGUUUGUGUUAAGUGUUUAAUUAUCAUUUAUCGAUACUUAACCAAGACGUUUGCCUUCAGUCAUCGUUGCAUGACAUCAUUUACAGCCAAUUCAGAACGCAAGAUUACUCGAGUACAAAUGAUAACAUCGCUUAAGUUAAUCCCGCGGUUUAGUUAAACUGUUGUUAAUUUGUAAACAAAACGAUUCAAGACACGCGAGUUUACAACAAUCGAGGUAAACUGCCUCCACAAUGACAUUUCAAAAGUGAAAAAAGUGUGAAAGUGACAGUAAAAAGUGAAAGACAAAUGUUCAACACGUUACAACCCUGGUAAAUAUAAUGAUAAGUUGAAGUGGAGUAAGUAAAGGACAGUGACAAAGUGCAACAAGUGCAAAACCUGACUGAUUUAUUUUCAUUAAUCAAUAUUGAUUUUCAAAAGUGUUUCAAAAAAGAUAGAGCGAUACAAAAGUGACACUUUUAAUUUUAUUUAAAACAUAUUUUACAACCUGAAAUAGUUUAAGUUUAAAACUCGCUAAGCAAAAUCAUAAUUAAUUUUAGUAAGUGUAAAGACAAUAAUACAAGUGGAAAGUCAUAAACAAUGACAGAAACACUGUACAUAUCUGCCUUAAUCUAGAAGUGUAAAAAGUGUGUAUUAUUUUGUGAAGAAGUGUAAAAGUGACAAAACAUGCCUGAUACACUAUCCCUAUCAGCUGGAGUGAGCUUGGGGCUCCUAGCUGGUAUAGUGUCGGGAGUAUGCUACCUUUUUGCCAACGGAUUGACACGAACUGGAGACGAGAGGAAACCCAGGAGGCGAUGCAUAGCGCCCAAAGAGAACAAUAUAUGCGUUAGAUGCGGCGGCGAUCAGCUCGGCGGGCCGGUACCUUGCAUCUGUCUUGAGCAUAGGCAGGUGAAGUUCGAGUCAGGCGCGUGGUUCCUGCGUCAGGCGCAACGAGCCCUCAGCCUUAUGCCGUGGUCCUUCAGCACUGACCGCCUGGACAUCAUCGAUGAAGAAGAAUGCGAAGGGCCCAGCUCGAGCGAAGGUCGCGGCGACCUGCACAAUGUGAGGGAGUUCCUGGAGGCGAUAUCCGCCAGGCUGACCGGAGGGACACUGGAAGGCACGAGGGUCGCGCCUCUGUACGACCAUCCGGCCUAUGUGAGCAUGUUCGAGCGACACCACGCGGCCAUACGCGACACGCUCGCCGCCCUAACCACUGCGCUCCGAGACGCGCUCCAACAUCUACCGCAACAGCACUCAGGGCCCAGUCACGCCGGUCACGGGCCCUCGUUGGGCGCCAGCGGGGCCCACGCGCAACUCAAGCGGCUGGUCGCGCGGGUGGUGGAGGAAGCCGCCGCGCUGCCGGCGCUGGCGCAGUAUGCCGCUGAGCCGCAGACUCCGACAGAGUCCUCCACGUACGAGGAUCUCCUCGCCACUGCUAUAUUGAACAAGGUCAUCGAACGUUACCAAACGGAGAAUGGAUCAGGCGGUCGCAGCAGCGGCAUCCACUCGGCCAGCGCCAGCCCUUCGCCGUCCGACCGGUCCUCCCCGCGCUCGCUGCACUCUAGGACCACCAGAGACAUCACACCUCCCCGCGAAGACGACGCGUCGGACUGGGAGGAGGGCGAGGCGACGGAUGAUGCACUGGAGGUGCCGCGGCGCGUGCCCUUCCCGGAGUACGGCGGCGACAUUGUGCACGCGACAGAUAAUGAUUAUCGUGAAUUCGAUGAAGUUUCUGGCAGCGAUAUACAAGCAGCGGAUGGGUCAUGGGAAGAAAAUUGGCUUUUCCAAAAGAAGAAGAUCAAGAACAUUCAAUCGGCCCCAGUUCCUAUGCUUGUGCCCAAUUCUAACACGCAAUACAGGGCUCUAAUUGGCGAUAGAGAUGCUGAGGACACCACAGAUUUAUCUGAUAACGCCAGUGACGCAGAUGAGCAGGAAGUAGAAUAUAAGAGUGACGCCAAAAAAGUUUUAGAUUCUAAACAUGUUAUUGGAGGUAAACCGAAAGUCGAUGAAGUAUUAGACUUUGAACCCGAUAGCCUCACAAUACUUGACGAAUCACAAAAUAUAGAAGCUUACAAUGAAAAAGUUUUGAACGAAGACACCGUUGACUCUAAAGAGCCCUAUCUAGAAGUUACGAAUGAUAUUACAAACGGUAACAUAGUUAAUGAAAUCCACAAUGAUAAUCACGAUUCUAUAUUAUUACUUGACGUAGAUAGUGGACCACUAUCUAAAACAGAGUUUAAUUUGAAGGAAGAGAUACACAGGUCUAUUAUGAAUGGACAUGGAAAUUAUUCAGACGAUACUAAUAUCAAUGGCAAUUUGAGCGAGGAGAAUGAUCAAAAACCGUUAGUCGCAUAUGAAAAAGGAACUACAAACACACUUAGUCGUUUCGAACGUGAGAAAGACUACGAGGAAACUGUGACAGUUCCGGUACAAAGGUACGCAGAUAGUCUUCGCAGGAAACAUUUCGAAGAGCCUCAACAAUGUUCUACUCCUAAAGAUGAGGAGAACGACUUAAUACCAGGCUCGAUAGCGUACAGGGAGCGCAAAAAGUGGUUAAAUUACGUCGAUAUGCCGAACAAUCCGUAUUCACCAGAAGCGAUCAAAAGGAGACUAACAGCAAAAAGCACUUCAUCGCUUUUUGACUCGUUAACAACGAAUAAAGAUAGAGAUAUUGAGAAAUUAUCAUCCUGCGAGGACGUUUCAGCAAAACACGAAACCGAAAAUAAUAAUACGAAAGAAACAGUGGAUAAAAGACAAUUAAAAACUAGCCUGAGUACAGAUGAAGUCAUUAUGAACAAUAGAAGAUCUAUGAGUCCAUCCCCUAAGAUUUUAAGAAAUGUAAUGUCAGAAGAUCUUCCACAUUAUAAACGAUACGAUCGAGACUAUUACAUAAAAGAGGCGAGAUCAUCCUCCGGCGAACGCAAAGGCAAAAGCAGUAUCAGCAGCUCGUGUUCCCUCUCUAACUCUAUAAACAAAUCGACGAGUUUAGACAAUUUCGAUAGAGAGUUCGCCUCGCCUGGACUUCUGAUACAACAAUUCAAUACAAUAGCCACCAACCAGCAAUACUUGAAUUUCGACAAUAAAAACAAAGAGCAAAUAUCUAUAACAACCAUGCCCGGAGAAUAUAAUAACGAGGUAAUAAUAGACUACGAAGACGCCAAUGAACAUGCGCUAUUCGUAAAACCUACAUAUACAGAUGACGAUACCGAUCAGAAAUUCGAAGAAAUUUUACAAACAGCUUACAGUACAGAUAAAUUUGCAGUAACUACAGAUAAAAUAAUUGAUGAAUCUGAUAAAUCACCAACAAGUUUCGAAAAUUCUUUAAGUUCCAGCAGCGUAGAGGAUUCCAUUAAAAUAUACAAUGUACAGACCGGUGAGAUUGUGAAAUGUACGCCAGAAGAUAAGCUAUCAAGGCGAUACGCGGCUGACAAAAAUGACAAUAUCAAUAUACCUGAUAACAAUUCGGGAGGCACCAUUGAUAUCGUGAACAGGCUAAGCGAAAGUGAAAACAGUGAUGCUACAGACGCCGUGGAAACAGAUAGUUUUAAAGAAGCGCCAGUCAAAAGUGAAAUAGAUGAUUUGCCGACAGAACUACCGAAUGUGAGGGAAUUGGCCAAGAAAUUUGUCAGCAUGGAAAGCCUCAAUGAGCCGGUCAAGGUACCACAACCUUCAAUAAAACGUCACAAAAGCAAAGAGAACAUAUUCAGUUCAGACUACAAAGAGAAGCCGGGCAACAAACUGCAGUAUAUGCACAGUCUCACAGCCAGGAGUAUCUCCAGGGAAUUCCGGGAGGAACUGAAGCUGUCCAUGCCGACACCGCUCACUGUCCCCGGGGGCGCCAAGGAUAUACCCGAGGGUGAGGAGGUGACCAGGGAAUCCAGCAGGCCAGGCAGCCCGGUGCCUGAACCGGGAACGAUAAAAUCUAAAUUGGCGUUUUUCGAAAGCUUAAAAUCGAAAUUCAGUAGUAAAUAACCUAUCUGUGGUAUUCACUAAUUGGCUUACUUUCAGAAAAUUAAAAAAAAACACUAAACUUGUAUGAUAUUUAUUUUAAUGUUUUAAAUCAAUCAAUGCAGUUGUAAAUAUCAAACAGGUCUGAUUUAACUUGAUUGAUAUUUAUUUUAAUGUUUUAAAUCAGUUGUAAAUAUCAAACAGGUCCGAUUUUUUAAAAUCAAAGAAUAUAUUAUAAUGUUUUUAAUAUGAUUAAUAUUCUCGGUCCUUUACAAUGAUUAAUAUUCUCGGUCAUUUCCAAUUAAUCAAAAAGAGUUGAUACAACACUAGCCAACUAGUCGAACUUAUGAUCUUGGUGCCGAGUUCAACCCCUUUAACGUGGAGGUUAAAUUUCUCCUUGGAAAAGCACCAAGUCAGUGAAUAACACACCAUUAUGUAUAAUCAAGUUCGUUAUUGAUUUGCUUCUUCAAAAAUCAUAAAACAAAAGGACAAUUUAGCCCUUUGGGAAGGUUAAUUGUCGGUACUAGAUAAAUAGGUUGAGCUAAUUUUAAAAUUUGUCAGUUCAGUGUCAUUCUCACGGUUAAGGUAAAAUAGUUAAUCAUCUUUUCUUUAUAUGGUGUAAAGUUUUAGUUAUUUAUUAUAUGUGACUACAAUUUAUUUACCAUUCUGUAAAUGAGUUGCGUAGUUUAAAAAUCAUCGACAAUUUGUUGAAGGAUCCGAAAGUGCCGGUUUUCAGAUUUUAAAUUAGGUAAAUAAAGAAAGUAGUUUCACCGUUAUUCUGAAUGGGGAUGAUGACUAGGUUUGAAUAUAUUGAUUUUUAUGAUACAUUCGGGUAAAUAGGGUCAAUGUUAACUAGUUUAUACAUAAAAAGCAAAGAUUGUCUGGAUAUUUGCAAAAUAAAUGAGAUUAUAAAAUUUCAAAAACUAUUAAAAAUAUUUUAUCGUAAUUAGAUGAAAAUUCAUACAGUUUUAGCUUCCUUACAUUAAAUGUGACAUUUUUUAAUAUAUGAACUAGGAGCAUAAACGCACAAAUAACAAAGAUAUUAGUAAUUUUGUUUGAACGCGCAUACAAAUCUAACGAUCAUUACAUUGCCUAUGACGUCAUUAUUUCGAGCCAUUUUGUAUGGAGCGUUUUUCAGGGAUCCGCGGCAGCGCCGCAAAUCUGACUCUUUAAAUCCCUGUAGCUCCGAAAGUAAUGAUCGCAGAUACCCUGUUCCUUUUACAAAAUUGCUUUGCUAUUAGUAUACUCUUAAUUUAUAUACACUUUAAAAAACUGUCAUCAUCCCUAUUGUUUUAAGGCAAAAUGACCAAUUACGAAAUAGUUUAUAAAAUAAAGGCAACUUUUAAAUGGGGACAUGCGAGUACGUAUAAUAGAGUGAUUUUUAUUAUAGAGAUUUGUGUAAUUUAAAAAAUUACACAAAUCUCACAAAUUACAAAAAUUACAACAAAUUACACAAAAUUACACAAAUUACAAAAUAUAACAGUGGAGUGAAGAAUUGACAUAUAUGUUUAUAUGUAAUUGAAAAUCUCUCAAGGGCUCUAACGCAAACUCAAACCGAUUUUAAUGGUUGGGUGAAUGUAUAAAUAAUUUAUAUAAAAAAAUAGUAAGCCUGUAAAUCAAAUGAGUAUGUACUUGGUGUCCUUUGAGUUAAAUAACUUAAAAUAAAUUAAUAUUAUGUAAUUAAAAAAAUACAUGGUCACAACCCACACUAUUAUUUAUAUUAAAUAGAUUAUAGAUUCAUAAUCAUUAGUUUACUGUGUAAAUAUUUAGUGCCAUUGUAAUAAUCAUUUUAAAGCUAAAGCCAAAGUUGUACAUAGGACAUUAUUGUAGCUGUAAUAUAAUCGUAUACAGAGGUUGUGUGUACAAUCAUAGAAUAGAACUAUAAUGAAUCAGCUGAUCGCAUAUUGUGAGAGAAGCAAACGCAUUUUCAUAUCACAGCAUGACGUCAUCAAAGCCAAGUUACACAUCAAUCAUUUUUCUACAAACGCUAACACUUUGAAAACUUAAAAAUCUUUGGGAAUGACAUUCAUUCAGGGGCGUAGGCUACCGCCGUAUAAGCCAUAUCAAUGAACUCCCGGACUACAGGGGUCCCUUAGGUGUAAAUGCAAAAAUAGUAAAAUGUAGUAUGUAUGUAAUCUACAAUCUCCUUUUUUCCCUGGCUAAGAGUGAGUUCAAAAG
Bicyclus anynana (squinting bush brown) is the source of this 6221-nucleotide messenger RNA. RefSeq lists its product as uncharacterized. The transcript is spliced from 16 exons. NCBI's taxonomy places the organism in Eukaryota, Metazoa, Arthropoda, Insecta, Lepidoptera, Nymphalidae. The record is from RefSeq and is a predicted model, not a curated record. The coding region runs from base 783 to 4067 and encodes 1094 amino acids.